Sycon ciliatum is the source of this 1806-nucleotide messenger RNA. Its product is annotated as serine-rich adhesin for platelets-like. The transcript is spliced from 2 exons. The annotation marks the transcript as partial. The record is from RefSeq and is a predicted model, not a curated record. Gene Ontology annotation, molecular function: catalytic activity. NCBI's taxonomy places the organism in Eukaryota, Metazoa, Porifera, Calcarea, Leucosolenida, Sycettidae.
AUGACCAGUGUAGCUUUCUUAAAUGUCUGUAGCCUUAGGAGAAAAAUAGCAGAAAUUGAAGACUUUAUCUCAACCCGUGGAGUACACAUCCUAGGCGUUGCGGAAACUUGGCUGUCAGCCGAUGUAACAGACGGAGAAGUAAACAUUCCUCAUUUCAGUGUGUUCCGCAAAGAUCGGGAAGGCAGGCAAGGAGGCGGUGUUGCCUUCUACUGUCAUACGUCCUUGCAAGCCCGUCGAAGACGUGACCUCGAGUGUAAGCUGGAGAUGCUGUGGCUGGAGAUUCUAGCCCCAGGUCGACCAGGCAAAGAGACGGUCUUACUGGGCUGCUGCUAUCGACCACCUAGUGAAUCUGCAGGCUACUGGGAUGGGCUGGAGUCAAACCUAGAGACUGCCUGCAGUGGACCGCAGACCACAACUGUGGUAGUAGGAGACUUCAACGUAAACUUUAAUGAUGCCCAUGCUGUGACUCCUUUGCAUCAUGUACUCAACCAGUUUAACCUUCGCAACCACGUCACAUCUCCUACCCGAGUGACCAGCAGUACUGCCACACUACUGGAUCUAUUCUUGUCUACCACCCCGAUCCAGGGUGUUUGCGAGACUAUACAUUUGGAUAUCAGUGACAACUCUGCAAUACUUGCCAGGCUGCCAAUUUCAGCAAGUCACCACUUGAAGGGACAGCAUCUGCGCAAGACUCGCUGUUUGCACAAAGUGGAUUGGAAUAUGUUUACAUGUGACCUGGAGAAGACGCUUACUACCUGUGUCUCUGUCUGUGUGGAUGUGCUUGUGUCGUCACUCACUGCGGGAAUCCAGACCACUCUAGACAAACAUGCUCCACUUCGGGAACGGCGCCGCAAAUCUCGACGUCCUUGUCCCUGGAUUACAGAUGAGUUAGUGGCAAGUGUUCGUGAACGGAACCGGGCGCAUCGUCUCUGGCUCCGAGACAAAACCGAUCAGAACCUUCAAGAAGCACACCGAUCAGCUCGCUCCAAAGCACGGAAGUUGGACAGAAGUUUGCGCAACUUGUACUUCACUAAGAGAUGUGAUACAUCAGAUCAACGGCAACUUUGGGCUGUCAUGAACGAUGUCACAGGCCGACAGAAGACAGGGAAAGAACCUGAAGCGCAGCUUGAGUCACUCAGUAAAUUGUUUGGAGACAUUGUGCAUGACCCUAUGCGGCCACCUGAGCUGCAUGUACCACAUGGUCCAGCCUCCGCAUCUAGCUUCUCAACAUUUCAGCCGUCUUCUUCUUCUUCUUCUUCUUCUUCUUCUUCUUCUUCUUCUUCUUCUUCUUCUUCUUCUUCUUCUUCUUCUUCUUCUUCUUCUUCUUCUUCUUCUUCUUCUUCUUCUUCUUCUUCUUCUUCUUCUUCUUCUUCUUCUUCUUCUUCUUCUUCUUCUUCUUCUUCUUCUUCUUCUUCUUCUUCUUCUUCUUCUUCUUCUUCUUCUUCUUCUUCUUCUUCUUCUUCUUCUUCUUCUUCUUCUUCUUCUUCUUCUUCUUCUUCUUCUUCUUCUUCUUCUUCUUCUUCUUCUUCUUCUUCUUCUUCUUCUUCUUCUUCUUCUUCUUCUUCUUCUUCUUCUUCUUCUUCUUCUUCUUCUUCUUCUUCUUCUUCUUCUUCUUCUUCUUCUUCUUCUUCUUCUUCUUCUUCUUCUUCUUCUUCUUCUUCUUCUUCUUCUUCUUCUUCUUCUUCUUCUUCUUCUUCUUCUUCUUCUUCUUCUUCUUCUUCUUCUUCUUCUUCUUCUUCUUCUUCUUCUUCUUCUUCUUCUUCUUCUUCUUCUUCUUCUUCUUCUUCUUCUUCUUCUUCUUCUUCU